Molecule: messenger RNA, 8827 nt
Organism: Gadus chalcogrammus (walleye pollock)
Lineage: Eukaryota; Metazoa; Chordata; Actinopteri; Gadiformes; Gadidae
Gene: fryb
Product: furry homolog b (Drosophila)
Exons: 57
Coding region: 542-8827 (2761 amino acids)
Biological process (GO): cell morphogenesis; neuron projection development
Cellular component (GO): cell cortex; site of polarized growth
Source: RefSeq, a predicted model, not a curated record
AUGAUUAGACAGCGAUUUAUUAGAAAACCUAAUAAACCGUUGGAACACGCAAGACCGGUAACCAUAGCAACGCGGUAAACAAACCUCGCAAAGCCCGAUCCAGGUCUUACUGAAGGCAAUUAAUGGUCAAAAUAUUAUUAAUAAAUAUUUGAAUAUAUUCGAAUAUAUUCGAAUAUUAAUAAACAAACAAACUUCGAAUAGGAUUUUUGGGCAAAAGUCAAAGCCCUAGCCCAGAUGAAGGGGUCACUUAUCACCUCAUCAUUGUGCCUCUCCUCCUGAUGGGGAUUCCAAUGGACGUUCCUUGGGAACAAAAUAUUGCUGUGCUUUCAGAAAACCUGUUCACAGUUCGCCGGAAUCAAGUUUCCUCUCUGGAUCGAGAUGCUUAUUUGAAAAAAUACACAUUCACAGUUUUAAUCUGAAAUAACAGUAGUGAAUAUGGAAAUGUACUUAUCUCUGGGUGAAUUCAAUCACGGGAGGUAUACUGCGAUGUAAGCACAUAUUGUUCUGUCAGAAGCAGUCCAGAGCCUGUUUAGUCUGUGUAAUGACUGGUGUUCCCUGUCUCUUCCUGCAGGAGUGCGCCCAGUACUUUCUCGAAGUGAAGGAUAAAGACAUCAAGCACUCGCUGGCGGGGCUGUUUGUGGAGAUCCUGGUGCCCGUGGCAGCUACUGUGAAGAACGAGGUGAACGUGCCCUGUCUGCGCAACUUUGUGGAGAGCCUGUACGACACCACGCUGGACCUGUCAUCGAGGAAGAAGCACUCCCUGGCUCUGUAUCCUCUGGUCACCUGCCUGCUGUGUGUCAGCCAGAAGCCGCUCUUCCUCAGUCGCUGGUACAUCUUCCUCAACAACUGUCUCUCCAACCUCAAGAACAGAGAUCCAAAGAUGGCGCGUGUGGCUCUGGAGUCCCUAUACCGUCUGCUCUGGGUCUACAUGAUCCGGAUCAAGUGUGAGAGCAACACGGGAACACAGAGCCGCCUGACCUCAAUCACCUCCACGCUGUUCCCCAAGGGCAGCCGCAGCGUGGUCCCCCGGGACAUGCCUCUCAACAUCUUCGUCAAGAUCAUCCAGUUCAUCGCCCAGGAGAAGCUGGACUUUGCAAUGAAGGAGAUCAUCUUUGAUCUGCUGAGUGUUGGGAAGCCCGCCAAAGCCUUCAGUCUCAACCCAGAGCGUAUGAACAUCGGCCUGCGGGCCUUCCUGGUGAUCGCCGACGCCCUGCAGCAGAAGGACGGCGAGCCCCCCAUGCCCAACACGGGGGCCACGCUGCCCUCGGGGAACUCCCUGAAGAAGAAGAAGACCUACCUGAGCAAGACCCUCACCGAGGAGGAGGCCAAGCUCAUAGGCAUGUCGUUGUACUACUCCCAGGUGCGGAAGGCCUUGGACAGCAUCCUGAGACACCUGGACAAGGAGGUGGGUCGCUGCAUGAUGCUGACCAACGUCCAGAUGCUCAACAAGGAGCCCGAGGACAUGAUCACCGGGGAGAGGAAGCCAAAGAUCGAUCUGUUCCGGACCUGCGUGGCUGCCGUCCCCCGCAUCCUGCCCGACGGCAUGUCCAAACCCGAGCUCAUCGAUCUGCUCUCCCGGCUGACGGUCCACAUGGACGACGAGCUGCGCCUCAUCUCCCAGAACUCCCUGCAGAGCCUGCUGCUGGACUUCUCCGACUGGAGGGAGGACGUGCUCUUCGGUUACACCCACUUCCUGCUGCGGGAGGUGCAGGACACUCAGCAGGGCCUGCAGGAUGCCUCGGUCAAGCUGCUGCUCCAGCUGCUCACCCAGUGGCGGCUGGCCCUGCAGCUCCAGGGGAAGAGCCGUCGAGGGGCCGACGCCAGCCCUCGGCUGCCCGAUCGCAGCCCUCACGGCUCCGUCCUCCACGCCGUGGAGGGCCUGGCCCUGCUGCUGCUCUGCUCCUGUCAGAUCAGCACCAGGAAGCUAGCCGUGGGCGUGCUGCGGGAGAUACGCUGCCUCUUCACCGCCCUGGGCCGCGCUGAGGACGAUGACAAACCCAUGAUAGACAUCAUGGACCAGCUCAGCCCGGCCGUCAUGGAGAGCUUCGUCCACGUGGCCGUGUCCGACUCGGCCACCCUGCCCCUCAGCCACACGGUGGACCUGCAGUGGCUGGUGGAGUGGACGGCCCGGCUGGUCAGCAGCAGCUACGACGUCAAGAGCCCCAGCCACGUGUGGAUCUUCGCCCAGUGCGUGAAGGACCCCUGGGUGCUCUGCCUGCACAGCUUCCUGCGCCAGGAGCACCUGCCCAAGCACUGCCCCGUCGCCCUGGGUUACGCCUGGCCCUACGCCUUCACCCGCCUGCAGCUGCUGCUCCCGCUGGUGGACCCCAACAGUCCGGUGAACGCCAAGAAGACGAGCACGGCGGGCUCCAGCGAGAGCUACACGCCGCUGUGGAGGAACUACCUGAUCCUGUGUCUGGGCGUGGCCAAGCCCAGCAUCAUGUCCCCCGGACACCUGCGCGCCUCCACCCCCGAGAUCACCGCCACCACGCCCGACGGCAGCGUGGCCUACGACAACAAGGUGAUAGGCACCCCCUCGGUGGCCUGGUUGUUGAAGCAGCUGGUGCCGCUGAUGAGGGCCGAGAGCCUGGAGAUCACAGAGUCCCUGGUGCUGGGGUUCGGACGCACCAACGCCCUGGUGUUCAGGGAGUUAGUGGAAGAACUCCAUCCAUUGAUGAAAGAAGCCCUUGAACGAAGGCCAGAGAACAAGAAACGGCGGGAGAGGAGAGACCUGCUCCGGCUGCAGCUGCUGCGCAUUUUUGAACUGCUGGCCGACGCGGGAGUGAUCAGCGACAGCACCAACGGGGCCCUGGAGCGUGACUCCCUGGCGCUGGGGGCCCUGUUCCUGGAGUACGUGGACCUGACCCGCAUGCUGCUGGAGGCGGAGAACGAGAAGGAGCUGGACGUCCUGAAGGACAUCCGGGCCCACUUCAGCGGCAUGGUGGCCAACCUCAUCCAGUGUGUCCCUGUCCACCACAGACGCUUCCUCUUCCCCCAGCAGUCUCUGAGGCACCACCUGUUCAUCCUCUUCAGCCAAUGGGCCGGCCCCUUCAGCAUCAUGUUCACGCCCCUGGAUCGCUAUAGCGACCGCAACCACCAGAUCACACGCUACCAAUACUGUGCUCUGAAGGCCAUGUCGGCCGUGCUCUGCUGCGGGCCCGUCUUCGACAACGUGGGCCUGUCCAACGACGGCUACCUGUACAAGUGGCUGGACAACAUCCUGGCCUGCCACGACCUCCGGGUUCACCGGCUGGGCUGUGAGGUGGUCAUCCUGCUGUUGGAGCUGAACCCAGACCAGGUGAACCUGUUCAACUGGGCCGUGGACCGCUGCUUCACAGGGUCCUACCAGCUGGCCUCAGGCUGCUUCAAGGCCAUCGCCACCGUGUGUGGGAACAGGAAUUACCCAUGUGACCUCAUUACCUUGCUCAACCUGGUGUUGUUCAAGGCCUCUGACACCAGCAGGGAAAUCUAUGAGAUCUCAAUGCAGUUGAUGCAGGUGCUGGAGUCCAAGCUGUGUGUGUACUCCAAGCGGAUGGUGGAGCAGAAGCCCGGUAACAUCCUGUACGGGACGCACGGGCCGCUGCCCCCGCUGUACAGCGUCAACCUGGCCCAGCUGUCCCACCAGCUGGCCAGCAUGUACCCCGAGCUCACCCUGCCGCUGUUCUCAGAGGUCAGCCAGAGGUUCCCCACCACCCAUCCCAACGGCCGGCAGACCAUGCUCUCCUACCUGCUGCCCUGGCUGAGCAACAUGGAGCUGCUGGACACGGGCCUGCUGCCCCCCGCCUCCAGCCCCUGCACCCCCGAUGAGGAGCAGCGCACCCGGGCCCACGUCCUGGGGCUGUCCCCCUGUCUGCGGGGCAACGGCUGGGGCUCGCUGCAGGCCACGUCGCUGGUGCUCAACAACCUCAUGUUCAUGACCGCCAAGUACGGAGACGAGGUCCCCGGUCCCGAGAUGGAGAACGCGUGGAACGCGCUGGUGUCCAACGAGCGCUGGAGCAACAACGUGCGCGUGGCGCUGCAGUUCCUCAUCAGCCUGUGCGGCGUGAGCAGCGACACCACCCUGCUGCCCUACAUCAAGAAGGUGGUGGUGUACCUUUGCCGUAACAACACCAUCCAGACGAUGGAGGAGCUGCUGUUUGAGCUGCAGCAGACGGAGCCCGUCAACCCCGUGGUGCUCCACUGCGACAACCCCCCCUUCUACCGCUUCGCCGCCAGCAACAAGGGCUCCGUCUCCCACACAGGCACGGCCUCCAGCUGUAGCACGGUGGUGGUGGGGCAGGAGAACUUCCCCGACACCGAUGAGACCAAGCUGGCCAGGGAGAGCGAAGAAAGGGCCAGGGCUCACAAUCGCCUGGAGUCGCGCUACAGCAACAGCUCUGGAGGAUCCUACGAGGACGAGAAGACGGACCUCCUCCCUCCGUACGCCGGUUGGGUGCUGAGCGUCCUGGAGACCAAUCGGCCGAAGCCGCUGCCCAUGCCCGUCAACGGAGGCUGCUGGGCCCCGCUGGUCGACUACCUACCAGAGACCAUCACCCCCCGGGGGCCCCUGCACAGGUGUAACAUAGCUGUGAUCUUCAUGACGGAGAUGGUGGUGGACCACAGUGUCAGAGAGGACUGGGCCCUACACCUGCCACUGCUGCUGCACGCUCUCUUCCUGGGUCUGGACCACUACCGGGUAGAGGUGUUUGAACACAGCAAGCGUCUUCUGCUACACCUCCUCAUCGCCCUGUCCUGCAACAACAACUUCCAGGUCAUAGCCUCAGUGCUGAUGCUCACCAGGGAGAUCAGUGACAACAAGACCCUCACCGUCAAGUCCAGCUACCACGGAGAUUACCAGGCCUCCAGCACCCCAGACUUCCUGCGGGAGUGGCAGUCGUCCCCGGUGGCGGACUCUGGGCUGUGCUCCACCUCCCACUCGUCCUCGGCCAGCCUGGCGGGGGGCAGCAGCACGGGGGGCAGCGUGGGCCACCUGCCCCUGGUCACCCCCGACGACCUGGACGACCUGGACGAGCACCCCACCGAGACGGACGAGAAGACCAACAAGCUCAUCGAGUUCCUCGCCACCAGAGCGUUCGGACCCCUCUGGGUGCACGAGGACAUCACGCCCAAGAACCCCAACUCCAAGAGCAGCGAGCAGCUCACCAACUUCCUGCGCCACGUCAUCUCCGUGUUCAAGGAGUCCACGUCCGACUUCCACCUGGAGCAGCAGCUGAGUGACGUGGCGCUGCAGACGGCGCUGUGCAGCUCGUCCCGCCACUACGCCGGCCGCUCCUUCCAGGUGUUCCGCGCGCUGAAGCAGCCCAUCAACGCCCACGCCGUCUCCGACCUGCUGUCGCGCCUCGUCGAGGUGGUGGGCGAGCACGGAGACGAAGUGCAGGGCUAUGUAAUGGAGGUGCUGUUGACUCUGGAGUCGGUUGUGGUGAACCUCGCUGAGUGUCUGAAGAACAGUGACCUCAUGGCGGCUCUCACCAGGACUUCCUCUCCGGAGUUCCUGCCCAACGACAAGCUGAUGAACCGGAAGAGCACGGGCAUGCUGAACUUCCCGGGGCCGGGCUUCAUGGGCCUGUCGUCCCAGCGCCACCAGCGUUCCUACUCCGUACCCAAGAAGUUCGGGGACAGCGCACACCACCCCAACGACCCGCCGCGCAGCGCCACGCUGGACCGCAUCCAGGCUUGCAGCACUCACGGCCUGGCCAGACCAGGAAGAACCCCCGGGUCCUGCACCUCCUCGACCAAUCGCAUCGACCCCAGCGUGCUGUCUGACCCCGCCCACGUCUCCCACCCCUCCUCCAUAUUGGCCACAGUGUUCUGGGUCGCCGUGUCGCUCAUGGAGUCCGACUUUGAGUUUGAGUAUCAGAUGUCGCUCCGCCUGGUCCACAAACUCCUGUCCAAGGUUCCCCUGGACCGGGCGGAGAACCGGGAGCGGCUGGAGAAGCUGCAGGCCCAGCUGAGGUGGAGCGGCUUCUCGGGGCUGCAGCAGCUGCUGCUGAAGGGCUUCACCUCGCAGGCCACCUUCGACCAGACGCUGCAGCUCUUCUGCCAGCUCACCCCCGUGUCCCGCGUGCCCGUGGUGGACACCUCCCAGGCCAUCGGGUUCCCCCUCAACGUGCUGUGUCUGCUGCCCCACCUGGUGCAGCACUUCGGCCACCCCAGCCAGUUCUGUAAGGAGAGCGCCGAGCGCAUCGCCCAGGUGUGUCUGGUGGAGAAGCACACCAAGCUGUCCCACCUGGCCCACGUGAUGACGCUGUACAAGACGCGCUCGUACACGCGGGACCCCUUCUCCUGGCUCAGCGUGGUGUGCCGAUACCUGCACGAGGCCUUCGCCAGCGUCACGCUCAACAUGGUCACCUACAUGGCCGAGCUUCUGGAUAAGGGUUUACCCAGCAUGCAGCAGUCGCUGCUCCAGAUCAUCUACUGUCUGCUGAGUCACAUGGACCUGACGGCCGUCCAAGUGAAGCAGUUCAACGCCGACGUCCUCAAGACCAUCGAGAAAUUCGUCCAGACGGUGCACUGGAAGGACGCGCUGAACAUCCUGAAGCUGGUUGUGUCCCGUUCGGCCAGCCUGGUGCACCCCUCCUACGGCCAGAACCAGAACCAGGGGGACCUGUCCAACCUGGAGGUCAGCCGCGUGUGGGACGGCUCGGCCAAGGCCCUGCCCGGCAAGACCCUGGACUUCACCUUCGACAUCUCUGAGACGCCGGUGAUCGGCCGGCGCUUCGACGGGCUGCAGGGGUCGGGCGGCCGGGAGGGGAAGACCCGGGCCAUGGCGGUGACCCGAAGCACCUCCUCCACCUCCUCCGGCUCCAACUCCACCAACGUCCUGGUGCCCGUCAGCUGGAGGCGGCCGCAGUCCUCCCAGAAGAGAACCAGAGAGAAGCUGGUUAACGUUCUGUCUCUCUGUGGACAAGAAGUCGGACUGACCAAGAACCCGUCUGUGAUCUUCUCGUCGUGCGGCGACCUGGACCUGAUGGAGGUCCGGGAGAGCGGAGUCUCCUCGGAGGAGGGCGGGACCCGGGACGACACGCUGGACGACACGGCCAGCGAACAGCAGUUCAGAGUCUUCAGGGACUUCGACUUCCUGGACGUUGAGCUGGAGGACGGCGAGGGCGAGAGCAUGGACAACUUCAACUGGGGCGUGAGGCGGCGGUCCCUGGACAGCACGGAGCUGGGCGACCUGCUGGAGGAGAGCCAGCACUCGGGCAGCACGCCCAGCCUGGGCCACGAGGACGCCCACGACUCGGACGAGUCCUCGGAGGAGGAGGAGUCGUCCACCAGCCAGAGCCUCUCGCACUCCCAGCUCACCAACCCGUCCCCGUCGGAGGAGACCAACCCGACGGACUCCUUCCUGUCCACGCUGUCCACGUCCUACGACACGUCGGCCGACCCCCAGUCCUUCAGCGCCACCACGCCGGGCCAGGCGGGAGCCCGCUACGACCUCGGCAGCCUGCAGGGCGGGGUGUGCGGGGAGGACGAGGACACCCAGGGCCACGACGACGACCUGUCGCUGAGCAACAACGAGCUGCCCCAGGGCUCGGACUGCGGGGAGAGCUUCACCCUGGAGCUCACGGGCUCCGGGUCCCUGGACCUGCUGCAGGCCAGCCCCCUCUACUGCCAGCCCCCGCUGGGCUUCCUGGACCCCAACUGCCUGCCCAGCCUCCGCGACGACGCGGACGACCUGGAGGACUUGGGGUUUCCCCCGCCCCCCUCCCCCUUCUUCUCGGCCAUCCUGGCCGCCUUCCAGCCGAUGGUGUGUGACGACGCCGAGGAGGCCUGGCGUUGCCACGUCAACCAGCUGGUGACGGACUCGGACGGCUCCUGCGCCGUCUACACCUUCCACGUCUUCUCCUCGCUCUUCCAGAACAUCCAGGGGAAGUUCUGCACGCUGACCACGGACGCCGCCACCUACCUGGGGGAGGGGCUGCGGGGGAUCGGCUCCAAGUUCCUCCGCUCCUCCCAGAUGCUGACCACCUGCUCGGACUGCCCCACCAUCUACAUCGACGCAGACACGAUCAUGUCCUACGGGCUGCUGGAGAAGAUGAAGUUCAGCGCCCUGGAGCUGCAGGAGUACCUGGACACCUACAACAGCCGGGAGGAGGCGGCCGUCAUGUGGUUGAGGAACUGUAGGGACACAUUUCCCAGAUGCCCCGGCGACAGUGUGGUCACCUGCCAGCCUGGCGAAUCAGAGGAAAAGCAAUUGGAGCUGUGCCAGCGCCUUUAUAAGCUCCACUUCCAGCUGCUGCUGCUCUUUCAGUCGUACUGCAAGCUGAUUGGCCAGGUCCACGCCGUCAGCUCGGUCCCUGAGCUGCUCAACAUGUCCCGCGAGCUGAGCGACCUGAAGACCAGCCUGCAGGCGGCCGAGGCGGCGGUGGCCAGCGACCUGGAGCUCACGCACCUGGCCCACGGCCACGCCAUCGCCCACGCCCACGGCCACAGCCACGCCCUCACCACCCAGGCAGCCGCCCCGCCCGUGCCCAGCUUCCAGAGCUCGGAGGCGGCCGUGCAGGCCAUCCUGGAGUGCCUGAAGAACCAGGAGUUCACCAAAGCCGUCCGCUACAUUCAGGAGAGCAGGAGGCAGUGGCCUGGUGGCGUGUUCGGCGGCGGCUCGGAGAGCGAGGUGCAGACGCUGCUCAACGCCUUCUUCCGGCACCAGACGCUGGGCCAGACGGGCACCAUCGCGCUGGUGGGCUCGCGCCAGGACCUCAGCCUCAUCUGCUCCAAGCUGCUGGAGCUCAACGGGGAGAUCCGCGAGAUGAUCCGCCGCGCCCAGGACUACCGCGUGGUCACCACCUACCUCCCCGACUCCAGCGCCUCCGGGACCAGCCUCUGA